Molecule: messenger RNA, 2206 nt
Organism: Rubroshorea leprosula
Lineage: Eukaryota; Viridiplantae; Streptophyta; Magnoliopsida; Malvales; Dipterocarpaceae
Source: the annotation of a GenBank genome assembly
AAAAUAAACAAAUAAUAAUCUUUAAAUAUAUUAUUAUAUCAAUAUAUACUACAAAAUAGAUAUAAAAGUAACAAACAAAUAAAAAAACAAAAAAUAAAAACAAAGGCAAUUAUUAGCUGCUGAGAUAUUUGGAAUUAUGCACCUUAGCCAAGGUUGCUUGACUCCUUUGCUCAUUCCAACUUGUAUUGCAUUGAUUCUCACCGUUGUACUCUCUUCUAAAUGACAUCUCAACAUGGAUAAAAUUAAAUAAUUAUGCUAUUUAGUAACAAAUAAAAUAAGCACAAAAAAUAAAUUAAAUUCUAAUAGUUUUGAUUCUCAAGGAAUGAUCUUUCAACCUAAAAUGGGGACAUUUGAAAAUUUAAAAGCGAUUUUUCUUCCUCCUUUGCUCCCUUCUUGCAUUUUGGAAAUUUAGAAAAAAAAGAAAAAGAAAAGAAAAGCAAAGAAUGCACAAAAUUCAAAAUAGCAUAUAUACCAAGAAUAGAUAUCAGAUGUUUUAGUGAAAAUCUAAAGUGAUUAAACUCUAGAGCGAAGUAAAGGGUGAAAGAGCAAUGGAUACUUUUGAGAAUAGAGGAGUGUAGAAAAUUAAUCUAGGGUCCCUUGAGAAGGGAGACUCAGGUAAGGACAAAUGAUCGGGUAAGGGUAUUCUUAUUGUAACUGCCAUAUACUUGUGGUAAAAAGCCGAGGUGCGGCAAGCCUUGACCCCUGUCCAGUGACCGGCAGAGAAUCGAGGUGCGGCAGACCUGUGUCCUGUCUAUACAUGCCCUUACACUAUUCCCCUCCUCCCCCCCAAAGUCAUUCACUUGUGAAUGAUGAAAGGAAGAUGAGAAAUGUAUGAAUGGUCACAAUCGAGGUGAAAGACUGGUCAUGCGUUUUGGGUCGUAGCCGAGGUAAAAAUGUAUGGCACGCAGUCGUGUUAUGGUCAUAGCUAAGCGAGAUGACUCACUGUGGCCGUAGCCGAGAUAACAUUGGUGACACAAGGUCAAUACGGAUGGAGGCGAAGCUAAAUGAGUGGACUUGAGAUCAGUGGUCGGAGACGAAGUCAAGGGAGUUAUUUGAGGUCAUUGUGGCCAGAGCUGAAAUAAAAUGAGUGACUUGAUGUCACUGUGGCAGAGCCGAAGUGAAAUGAGUGACUUGAUGUCACUGUGGCGAAGCCAAGGUAAAAUGGGUCACUUGAUGUCACUGUGGCCGGAGCCGAAGUACAAUUAGUGACUCAAUGUCACUGUGGCCGGAGUCGAAGUAGAAUGAGUGACUUGAUGCCAUUGUGGUCGGAGCUAAGGUAAAAUAAGUGACUUGAUGUCACUGUAGCCGAAGCUGAAGUAAAAUGAGUGACUUGAUGUCACUUUGGCCGGAGUCAAAGUAAAAUGAGUGACUUGAUGUCACUGUGGUCGGAGUCGAAAUAAAGUGUGGACACUUGGUAAUUUUGUGGACAAAAACAUAUAUGAAGGGGUUCCAAAUGGGCCUUAAAUGGGCCUAUUUAUGAAGCCCCAAAGUUGGUUAAUGUACCAAAGAUAGCUAUCAUUGAAGGACGUGCAGUAAUAAAUAUCAUCUGCAAAAAGUAACUGUCACAUUCAAAAGGACGUGACGGUAAAUUAAACAGUGCAUUUGAAAGGGCAAGGUUACAACUGUUGAAUGCAAUUGAUCGUGACCAUUAAGAUCUGUAUUUGCCGUGAUAUAUAUAUCCACACUUAAUGCAAAAAUCUAAUUCCUUUUGCUGUUAACAUUGCGAAAAACACGUAUCGAUUUUUUUGCAUUCUGCGUUGUUCGUCCUUUUUCAACCGAAAUCAGGUAAUUUGUGAGCGUCUUUUUUCUACUUUUCUUUAUAGUGAGAAUGUUUUCUGAAGAGACGGUUAGUGAUGAAAGAGUUAGGGGGAGGGAUUUGGGGGUGCCCCUAAAUAUUUUGGAGAGAGAGGAUGAAAGGGAGGAGAGUUUCAACCCUGAGGAAAAGAUUGUUUGUGGGGUGAUGGGGUAUGAAAUGUCUCUGGAAAAUAGAAGUGGUUUGGCCCACUUAGUUGAAAACUACGAGGUGCCUAAGCAUGUGUUAGUGAGGCUGGCAGGGAGGAGAAAGAGGGCUUGUUCAGCUCAGGGGGCCAUUGGAUGCCCUUAUAUUCCCAUUACCUGGCGGCUAGGCUGCGGUUCCCCAUCCCAGACCUGUUGGUGUGGUUGUUGAUGGAGUAUGGUUUAGGGUUAAUAUAGCUCACCCUAAACG